Messenger RNA from Mauremys reevesii (Reeves's turtle), 2719 nucleotides. RefSeq names its product palmitoyl-protein thioesterase ABHD10, mitochondrial-like. The record is from RefSeq and is a predicted model, not a curated record. The transcript is spliced from 5 exons. Gene Ontology annotation, biological process: protein depalmitoylation. Lineage: Eukaryota; Metazoa; Chordata; Testudines; Geoemydidae. Gene Ontology annotation, molecular function: palmitoyl-(protein) hydrolase activity; hydrolase activity, hydrolyzing O-glycosyl compounds. Bases 545 to 1372 code for a protein of 275 amino acids. Gene Ontology annotation, cellular component: mitochondrion.
UCAGGGGCUGGGUGUGGGCAGUGUGGAUGGGGUGUGUGGAGAGAUGGUGGAAGGAGAAUGGGGAGUAGAUGCAUGGGCUGAGGGUAGACAUAGGCAAUAAAAAAUAACUAUCUCUUAUAGCUCUCUAGGCAGCAGGGCCAUUACCAGCUGCCCCAUUUCACAGCUAGGGCCUAGGGAGGAGAAGUGAUUUCUAAGCUCAGGCAAUGAGGCUGCAGCAGAGCUGCCAAUUGGUCUUUCUCAGUAACAUUGAGCUUUUCUUCCUCUAGCAGCCUUGGAGAUGCCUUGGCCCUCUGACCUGCUCAGUGCCAUGUCUAGGAUCAGGGCUUGCUCGUGGCAUCUGAACAGCCAGCUUUGGUCUCAGCCAUUCUUCCUAGAGAGCCCCUGGGGCUGGUGCCCCAUCUCUGGUUGUCCUGGUGCCAUGCAUUGUGGGCUGCACAAGUGAGCUGGCCUGCCCUUGAGUUAGAAGUGGGUGAAGUAGGGCUGCCAGGCUGUCUGCCUGAAGGCUCCGCAGCUGAAGCCUGCGGGCCACGCGUCCCACUCCACCAUGGCAUCACCUUUGUUCUUGUCGCGGGGAGCCCUGCCCCGCUUGGCUUACUACAGGCUGGCCGGGCGCAGCCCCGGCAUCAUCUUCCUCUUGGGGUUCCAUGACAGCAGGGCGAACCCCAAGUGCCUGGCCGUGGAGCAGUUCUGCCAGGAGUCGGGACGGGCUUUCCUGAGCUUUGACUACACGGGCUGCGGCAGCUCAGACGGGUGUUUUCAGGACUGUUUGAUUGGCCACUGGAAAAACGAUGUUCUAACAGUUCUGGAUGAACUCACCAGCGGGCCGCAGAUUCUCGUUGGUGUCAGCAUGGGAGGCUGGCUCAUGCUUUUAGCAGCCCUGGAGCGGCCAGGGAGGGUGGCUGGGCUGGUGACCACAGGAAUCGGGGCAGAUGCCUUCCUAACGCUGUACAGAGAGCUCCCUCCGGAGGUGAAGGGCGAAGUGGAGCAGACGGGAGUCUUUAACUGCGUGAUGGCUGGGGCCGAGUCUGUGCUACUUAAGCGGGAGUUCUUUACGGAGGCGGAGGAGCACAGUGUGCUGAGGCGCCCGUCCAUCCCCAUCACCUGCCCCGUCCGGCUGCUCCAUGGCAUGCAGGACCAGCUCAUACCCUGGGGCAGGGCCGUGCAGGUGGCUGAGCAGCUGGAGAGCCAGGAUGUCCGCAUCACGCUGUUCAAGGACGGGCAGCAUGGCCUGAAGGGAGCGGAGGAGGUGAGGGUGCUCGUGGGGACGGUCAGGGACCUUGCUGAGAGCCUGCAGAGAGAGCCAGGCCUCGGAGAGAGACUGGAAGCCGCUGUGGGGACAGAGCCCACUGAUGGGGCAGCGGUGACCAGCUAAGGAGCCCUUUCUGGGCCACGCUGAACCUAGCCCCAUCUAAUCCAUUAAUGAAGAGAUUGCGUAGUGCUGGCUCCCCACUGCCCCAAGGCCUAAGCCAACCCCAUUAGCACCAGGAGGUGCUCAGAGCCUGGGCUUGCUAAUGAGCUCCCUGCAGGGGUGAGGUGACAGCACCCAGCUUGUAGCGCUGGGUGAGUCUGCUACUGGCCAGUGCAUCUGGAAAGCAGCUGCUGGGCGGGGGAUUGGCUGCUACAGCGAUUGAAGGUGGGGUCUCUGGGUCUAGAAUAGAAACAUGGCUCAACAUCCUGCCCUCCAGAAACACGUGAGAAAACCCAAAAAGGGCUCAGGUCUUGGAGAAAAACAUUAAACUUUCCUGAAAAAAUUCAGUGAUGCUGCAUUGUUUGGAGAGAACAGGCUGAGGGAAGGGGAUUGAACAUCCCCCCUGGAGUGCCCAGCGCUGUUCCACGCCCCAUGCCCAUGGGGGGGCUGCACAUGCAGGCUGUUGCCAGAAGCGCUGAGGGGGCCAGGCUAGACAUGCCUAGCAGGUGCCCACACUUUGGCUUCCAUCACGGCUGGAUGAAAGGGAACAAAACAGGCCAUUCUGGUCAGGGCUGGCUUUGCUGUGAGCCUGCCGGGCUGGCUUCCUGCCCAGGGGUUGUAGGGCUGUUGCUAUGGCAGCUGGGGGUGAGUACAACCUCUCCCACGGUGCUGUACUCCCCAAAGAAACCGCUAUGCCAGUCGGCGGCAGCCAUCCCCUGUGAGAACUGUACCCACACGCAGGGCUAGAACUAGGCUGGGGCGGUUAAAAUCUCCAACUUUGGUGUAGCCAGGCCCAGGGGCGUGGACUGCAGCCAGUCACGGGUCCAUGUGCCGGGGGGACAGCCAGUGGGGUUAGCACAUGCACAGGCUGCUGCAGCUGGGGGAACGCUUGGCUUUGUCUCCUGCAGAGAGCUGAAAGGGGCUUCCCUUCCCCUGAACUACACCCCCGCACACACACAGUCUGUUCCCUUCAGCAGGGCAGGGAGAAAGGGCUCCCCCCAAACCCGAGCAAGGGGCAGAACUCUCCCUACUCCCCCUUCACUCAAAUACCCUGCAGCCACUCCUAGCUGAAGGUUCGCUGUCAGGAGAUAGGGCUGGAGCUGGGUCUCUCGGGGCCUUGCCGUCUCAUGUCCCUGGUCAGGGUGAGGGUUGCAGCACUGGGGUUAAUGGAGACCACCCAUCAGCACCUGUGGAAGUUGGGUCCAUUGCAGAUGGAAGGGGAAGGUCAGACCAUGCUAGGCCUGAGGUUGAGUUGCUAACAGGGGGGUACCUGCCUUCCUGGAGCAAGGAGGCAGGAGCCUAGUGGGUAAA